Messenger RNA from Coregonus clupeaformis (lake whitefish), 1940 nucleotides. RefSeq names its product dol-P-Man:Man(5)GlcNAc(2)-PP-Dol alpha-1,3-mannosyltransferase. Gene Ontology annotation, cellular component: endoplasmic reticulum. Bases 38 to 601 code for a protein of 187 amino acids. Lineage: Eukaryota; Metazoa; Chordata; Actinopteri; Salmoniformes; Salmonidae. The record is from RefSeq and is a predicted model, not a curated record. The transcript has 4 exons. Gene Ontology annotation, molecular function: dol-P-Man:Man(5)GlcNAc(2)-PP-Dol alpha-1,3-mannosyltransferase activity.
AUGUCAAAAAUCUCUUCCCAACUAUUUUGCAAUCUAUAUGGAACGGCUGUCAAUCCUUUGGUCCUUAAAUGUGUGCUGUGCCUCCUACUGGAUCCACUCCAUCUUCGUCCUGCGUCUUUUCAACGACCCUGUAGCCAUGAUGAUGCUGUUUGGGGCUGUCAAUCUGUUCCUGGACGGCCGCUGGACUCUGGGCUGUGGCCUCUACAGGCCUGGAGAGAGCAUCAUGGAACUGCUGAAGGAGCCAGGCAAGCGAGUCAUCCCUGCCCAGAAACUCACCUCAGAUCAAUUGGUGCUGAUCCUCUUCACGUCUAACUUAAUCGGCAUGUGCUUCAGCCGCUCGCUGCACUACCAGUUCUACGUAUGGUACUUCCACACCCUACCUUUCCUUCUCUGGAGCGGAGGGGUCAAGAAGCUGGCUCACCUACUCAGGGUUUUGAUCCUAGGCCUGGUGGAGCUGUCUUGGAACACCUACCCCUCUACCACAUACAGCUCAGCAGCCCUCCACGUGUGUCACCUCAUCAUAAUACUCUCCCUGUGGUUCGCCCCCGCCCAGCCCCCAGCCCCGGCCCCCGGGGUAGAGGACAAGGCCAAGAGCAAGUGAGCUUAGCCCCUAGGGGAUCCUCCCGUCAUGGGGGUCUGGUCGACCAUCUCCACCCUGCUCUCACCCCAGGCUGCUUCUCACCCUUCGCCCUUUCUUGCCCAUCUGGCUGUAGCUCUGUGCUAAUGUAUAGCGUAACAUACAGGUGGGAGAAGGUACUGCAUGAGACUGCAUGUGGCAGGUUCGUGGGGUGGGAGGAGGCCGAAAACAAUUAGGAUUCUCAGGUUAAAGAAUGAAAUAUAAUAAAGGUGGCAGUCUAGUUGUGAGGAGAAAUGCUGAAUGCUUUGCUGUGUCGUCGAUAAGACAUCUUAAGGAAGGGUCUCUUACUUCCAGUAUGUAUUUUUAAUGGCGAAACUACCUUUAGUCCGUGAUUUGUCGUGUUAAGUAUUAUCACUGGUCUUGGUGAUAGUAGAGAAUAGUCAAACUGUUAGGACAGCAGUUCCUCAUCCUGGCGAUCAGCUGGUCUGAACUUCUGUUACUGGACUAUUUGUUGGUGUAAAGAUCCUGGUCCUCUGUAGCUCAGUUGUUAGAGCAUGGCGCUUGCAAUGCCAGGAUAGUAGGUUCAAUUCCAGGGACCACCAUGUGUAAAAAAAUAAAUAAAAUAAUAAUAAUAAUAUGCAUGACUCAGUCGUUUUGGAUAAAAGCUUCUGCUAAAUGGCAUAUUAUAUUAAAGAUGGUUUCUAUGUUUUUGUCCUUAAAGCUUUAAAUUGAACCGUCCUCUGCGAUAAGCUUUUGGUGCCACCCAUUGGGUACAAUAGGAAUUACGUAGCCUAGCAAGCACAAGGCUUACUAUAGGCUAAUACAUAAUAAUAAUAAUAAUAAUAAUAAUAAUAAUAAAUGGCAUUUCAUAUAACAAUAUGACCAUGCAAAACUAAGCUGUUGACAAUCAUGGAUGUCUGUCGAUUAGUUUUUUUUAAAUGUUCAAAUAGUUUUUGGUUUUCAGUGUGGUGUGUGCAGUAGAACAAAUAGAAGGCCCGUUUCCCGCACCUAGAUUAAGCCUACCCCUUGACCAAACACGCACUGUACUUAUUUUAGGCUAAGAAUAGAGAUAGUUCAGUGAGAUAACGUAUUUCGAUAUUUUGCUGAGCUGUCCCUUUAAUCUGAGUACCGAACUGUCCCUUUAAUCUGAGUACCGAACUGUCCCUUUAAGUGUGAACUUUUCUAAUUAGCUGCCAUCGAUGAUGUUUACCAUAGUUUAGUGCUCAUAUUUGUUUGUUGAUAGUGUAUGUUUGAUUUGCAUGAGUGUUUGUGUUACACAUGAAGACAGAGAUUGGAGAUUUAUUCCAAAGGUGUUUUAUCCUGUUGAUAAAGAGAAAAUAAAAUGCAUAUCUGUGUAAAGAAA